Molecule: messenger RNA, 1187 nt
Organism: Cuscuta epithymum
Lineage: Eukaryota; Viridiplantae; Streptophyta; Magnoliopsida; Solanales; Convolvulaceae
Source: the annotation of a GenBank genome assembly
ACCGCCUUAUUAUUAUUGUCACUAAAAUACUCAGCCAAUCACUCAAGAGCAAGAGAUUGGAUAAGGCGAUUUCCCGCCCUACGCACUCCUCAGCUGGUUACCGCACCCAAGCCGGAUUCAUAUGAACACUUUUACAGUAUCAUCACGUCGGAUUGCGCAUGAAAUCAACCACCCAAUUACUGGGAAUUCAUCCAAUUUCAUUGUUAAUUUUAUAGUGUAUACAUAAUAGAUGAGUUCAAUUUCUUCGUCGACACCUUUGCAACUUCAAUUCGUCAGCAGAACUCGUCCCUUUCUGAGUUCACUUCAACCGCCGUCGUCUCUCACCGUUCACCGGCGGAGCCACUCUGUGCUUCGUCGAUGCGCGAUUGCAGUCAAGAUCAGCUCCGAAGAUUGUUGUGCUCGCAACGCGCAGGAUGCUCUUAGCUCGGAGCUUCUAAGGAAACCGGUGGCUACGUCGGUGGAGUCUGCCGGAGAGGGAGAGUCAACGGAGGAUGGGUGUUACGGUGAAAGUGAGGAUAUUGGCAAAGAGGAGUUGGUUGAUUGGGAGAACCAGAUUUUGGAGGAAACUGUCCCGCUUGUAGCUGUUGCUCGGAUGAUUCUUCAUUCUGGAAGAUAUGAAGUUGGUGAUAGGCUAAGCUUUGAGCAUGAAAACAUUUUGUUGGAAAGCUUUCUUCCAUAUCAUCCAGAGUAUGAAAAGAAAAUUGGCUGCGGUGUCAACUAUAUUACGAUAGGAUACCACCCAAUUUAUGGAAAAUCGCGAUGUCUAUUCUUAGUGCGUGAAGAUGGAGAGUAUGUUGAUUUCUCAUACUGGAAGUGCAUAAAGGGUUUGAUCAGGAAGAAGUAUCCACAUUAUGCUGAAACCUUUAUUCUCACACAUUUUGAUAAGAGUAAGCGUCAGUGAGGGUAUAUAUUUGACUUGUAGCUAUCCAACUUUUAUCAAUUUACAGAAAGAAAUUAUUGGACCUAUUGAUUUGAGCAACCAACAUUUUAAGGACGAUGACGUAAAGUGCUGUAUCUAAUACCGCUUGUAGUAAAAGUUAUUCGUAUUUACGCUCUGCAAAUAUGAUAACGUGGUAUCUUGAAUCUUGAAAGUGAUGCUUGGUAAAUUGUCAAGUUAUGAAUUCAGGCAGGUUUUGUCAUACUGGUUUUGCCCAAAUGAAUUUGCAAUAAAAGUUUGUACGGUUUAG